Messenger RNA from Cynara cardunculus var. scolymus (artichoke), 1685 nucleotides. RefSeq names its product D-amino-acid transaminase, chloroplastic. Bases 119 to 1630 code for a protein of 503 amino acids. The record is from RefSeq and is a predicted model, not a curated record. The transcript is spliced from 6 exons. Gene Ontology annotation, molecular function: catalytic activity. Gene Ontology annotation, biological process: carboxylic acid metabolic process. Lineage: Eukaryota; Viridiplantae; Streptophyta; Magnoliopsida; Asterales; Asteraceae.
UGGCCGGCAGCCCAUCGUGUCUCUUUCAGAUCAAAUUGGAAGAUGCAACAUAUUCGAAGUAAAGCCUCUGCUCGAACAAAUUUCUUUAACUUUUUGUAUCUUCUCCUCCUUGAUUUCCAUGGCUGUUCUUCUGUAUCUCGGGAAACCAAUCCCUGAAACCCCAUCUUUCCCGCUGAUUGUCGCCGAUCAACAACCAAACCCUUUGAAAUAUUCAAGAAAUCUUCAAACCAGGGUGCGUGGGAAAUGUCUGAGACGAUCUCAUGUGGUAAAAAGUUCAUUGAAAGAAAGUACUCGUGAAUAUGAUGUUCCCCUUCUUUCUGCUUCAGAGGCAAUAGAAAGUUUGAGGAGAAGUCGAGAAAGUUACAAAAGCACACAACGAUAUUUGGCUAUGUACUCGAGCGUUUUUGGUGGAAUAACAACUGAUCAGGCUGCCAUGGUGAUUCCCAUGGAUGAUCAUAUGGUUCAUAGAGGACAUGGAGUUUUUGAUACUGCGGCCAUAGUGGACGGAUGCAUAUAUGAGUUGGAGCAACACCUAGAUCGUUUCCUGGGUUCAGCAAAGAUGGCGAAAAUAAACCCUCCUUUUGAUAAAGAAACCACAAAAAGAACACUUGUACAAACUGUGAGUGCUUCAACCUGCAAAAAUGGAUCAUUGAGAUACUGGCUUUCCUCAGGUCCAGGGGAUUUCCAACUCUCUCCCUCAGGCUGCUAUCAUUCAGCUCUCUAUGCUAUUGUUAUCCAAGAUCAGUCACCUCCUAAUUACAAGGGCAUCAAAGUUACUACAUCAUCUAUUCCGAUAAAACCACCACAAUUUGCCAUCAUGAAGAGUGUAAACUAUCUUCCAAAUGUUCUUUCCAAAAUGGAAGCGGAAGAAAAUGGUGCUUAUGCUGCCAUUUGGUUGGAUGAAGAAGGGUUUGUUGCAGAAGGACCGAACAUGAAUGUGGCUUUUGUUACACAAGAGAAUGAACUUUUGAUGCCUCGUUUUGACAAAAUACUUAGCGGGUGUACCGCAAAGAGAGUUUUGGAACUUGUGAGCAAUUUAGUAACAGAAGGUAAACUUAGAGGGGUAAAAGUGAGAGAGGUGACGCUGGAGGAAGGUAAACAAGCAGAAGAAAUGAUGCUAAUUGGUAGUGGAGUUCUUGUUCGACCAGUUUUGCAAUGGGAUGAUCAGGUCAUAGGUAAUGGUAACAAUAUGUGUGGAAAAUAUCGCUUAUGGAGGAUGCACAUACUCUACACAUUCAUCCUUGGUGCACCAAGGCAAAGAAGGUGUGGUGACAGAGUCUCUUCGAAAACUUAUUUUGGAGGACAUGAAAAGUGGGCCGUCAACAGUACGCACGAUUGUGCCUUACUAGCUCUAUUCUCUGACCAUUUUGUUGUUCGGCAACAUCUGCUAGCUCUAUUCUCUGACCAUUUUGUUGUUCGGCAACAUCUAUUGCUCAAGUACUUGCAAAGAUCUGAGGUUUCCUUUGUAACUUGGGACAGUAGUUGGAUUCAGUUUCCUUUUUCGUUUCUGUUUGUCUCUGUUGGUUUAUCCAUGAAUGAAGUAUCAGAUAUGUGCAGGAAGCAACUACUAGUUUUCUAUGAAAUGGUAAUGGAAAUCACCAGGAAUUUGUCAGCCCCUUUUCAUCUGUAAAGGACAGUUAUAUUGUGAAAUUUUUAAGAAGUAUAUGUACAAACUUGAAAGCUUC